CCUGUGUGGAUGCUGCCGCAGCUGUCUGUGUUUCCAAAAUGACCAAACUCCAGCUCCUGAACGCCUACCUAACGGAGCGGCUGACGGUGGUGGUGAAGGAGAUCCUGGACGUGGUGGAGGACACGGUGACCGAGUACCGGGAGGAGACCGCCAGGACCAAGCGGGAAAACGAGAGCCUGCGGAGGCAGCUGCGGGACAUCCUGCUGCUGGAGGCCGAGACGGAGUGGCUAAGGUCGACCAGGUCCAGUGUUGGGUUUGCAGCUUCAGACCAGCAGCAGCAGCAACCUGAUUUGCAGCUGAGGCCUCUCUCAGAGGAGUCAGACUCCACCCUGAACCAGCCCAAACGCUCACCAGCCAACACCUCCAAUCCUAUUCAUGAGCAGGUUGUUUCGGUGCAACUCCCAUCACUGCAGGGCGAGACGUCUCCAGGGCCGGUAAUCCUGCCACGAGAGAAGAAGCCUGUUGAGGUCAGGGAGACGGUGUUAAAGUGUGAACCGCACAAUGAGGAAUUAAAGAAAGCAUCACCUCUUCCUACUCACUCCUCUCUAAAUCCUCCCACCACCUCUGUUCCUAAGAUUCAUGUUCAAGUUCCAGUGCUGAGAGAGGAGACGCAGGCCCCAGCUCCUCCUCUGAUCAAAGCUGAACCUGAGGAGUACAAAGUGAGUGAACCUGAAGGUCAGACUGAGUCUUUGACAGCAGCCGGAUCCGCUCACAUCACACAGGAACAGCCGAGUUUCAGAACAGAUGCCGACAGAACUGUGCUGGUGCUUUCAGACCGACACGAAGCUCAUCGCAAAAAGAAACCUCAGGAGAAGCCGGCUGUUUCCAACGACGCUGCAGCAGCCGCGUACAUCCCUGAACUCGUCCAUCGCUGCCCUCGCUGUGGCGAGGCGUUCGACCAGGCCAGCAGCCUCCGCCUCCACUUGGAGCAGAAGAGAAAGACCUACGCCUGCGAGUGGUGCUGCAAGUCUUUCGCACAGUCCGCAGACCUGCGGCGUCACCUGCGCACGCACACGGGCGAGAGACCGCACCGCUGCAACUUUUGCUCCAAGAGUUUCAGCCAGAGAGGAAACCUGCGGCGUCACCUGCGUAUUCACACAGGGGAGCGGCCAUACAGCUGCCCAUACUGCUGCCGCACGUUCAGCGAUGGAGACACCAUGAAGAAACACAAACGCACACAUGCAGGGGAGAAACCAGACCGCGGUGUUCAGUGCUCCAAGACACUAACUAACACGGGCGGUUUGCAGAUUCACUUAAAGAAGGACAUGUGUUUCAUGGUUAACGCCUGAUUGGUCCGUUCAGGAGAGGUCCGUCACUUUAGGAGAGAUCAUGGCAUCACAAAAUAGUGGGCUGUAGAUAUGAAUAAGACAGGCAUAUGUCUAGUUUUUGAUGCAUAUAAUCAUAGUAUUUGUUUAUACUGAAGUGGUGCAUCUUCUUAGGUUACAGGCUUCCUUUUUACAUCCCAUUAUCAUAUACAAUACCCAUAACUUACCUAGAAACUACAGCUAUAAUAUUUUUACAGGGGUGUAAAUCUUUAUUUCAAUAGCAAACACAACACAACAAAGUCAUACAAUGCGCCUUUAUUGAUAGAAAGCAGGUACAAAAAGUAUGGAAAGAUAUACAAGUACAGGAAUCUCAAAAUAGCAUUUCCCACUUUUUUUUCCUUCUUCUUUUGUGUCUAGAAAGUAGUGACAUAUUUGGGCAAAAAAGAGUUGUUGUUUUUUUAAACUCGUGGAGAAAUGGCAGGCAAGACUCUAAAACUCCAUCUAUCUAAAGCCUAGGUGAGCGGUGUCACACAACGCUUGUGUAUGGUCCGUUUUCACAAAGUAGUCUGGUUUGGUUCAGUACAGUUUUGCUUCAGUUUAGCUCAUUAAACUCAGAUCUUACCUGUAUUACUAGAGCUGAUGUCUGUAUUACCAACCUCCAGCUUCACUCGUGACAGGAAACCAGCUUCACUGAGCUGAGCCGGUUGUUUUACCCCCAAAAGACUAUUCGUUUGGUCACAGUUUGGCUUUUUAAAUGUCGAUUAAAUAAUGACAAUGGAAGUAGGAAAGGAAACUGGCACUCAAAUGGGAGCUAGCUACCAUGGCUCACAUUAAAUAGCUUUUUUUAACACAGGCUUGUUCAUUAACGGUGCAUCAUUACUUGGUCGCUUACCCAACAAGGUUUGUUUGGUUGAAAGUAAAUCACUGUUUUAAUUUAAAGCAUUUCUGCGACAUAAUGAGGACUUUUUUGAAUGCUAAAGGGCUCAGCUAGCCUCUUAGCUCAGUACAAGAGUCCUCCAGACUCUUGUUUCCCUUCAUCUGACUAGACCAGGUCUGCAGGACUGAGUAAUUUUCUUAUAUUGAUCACCUCCAUGCCAAGAAAAUCAGUUAAUCUGUGAUGAAAAACACGUUUACUUAAGUGAAGGCAUCGAAUUCAGUGAAUGUAGAAAUUCUGUGAUAAUUGCACCAUAGAGAUGCUUUUAGAGCUGUAAAGUACUAACUCCUUUGUUCCUUUUUAUUCCUAAUGGCUCUCCCCCACUUCCUGCCUCCAGAACAUUUGGGAUUACAUGAUUGCAACUUGUAUACCAGGAUUAAACUGAUGAUACAUAACUGAUAAAAAUCUUGCGCUGACAUCUAUUCAUACCACAUUGUUUGCGGAUGUCUGUUAGCAGGGGCGAUAUUGCUGAUACCAAUGUUGAACCAAUGCAUCCUCACUAUUGCUAGUUGUCAAAUACCAUCUGCUCAGCUCUGAUGCUUUGCUCCUUGUUUAGCAACAAGAGUAUUACUGUAGUAAACUAUAACCCUAGCUUAGUUAAUGAUGCAGCAACACUGUUCUAAUCAUUCUGAGUUUUUUGGUCUGUCUAUAAACAUAAAGGUAAAUACUAA
Cheilinus undulatus (humphead wrasse) is the source of this 2870-nucleotide messenger RNA. RefSeq lists its product as uncharacterized. The transcript is spliced from 2 exons. Gene Ontology annotation, biological process: regulation of transcription by RNA polymerase II. Gene Ontology annotation, cellular component: nucleus. The record is from RefSeq and is a predicted model, not a curated record. Gene Ontology annotation, molecular function: RNA polymerase II cis-regulatory region sequence-specific DNA binding; DNA-binding transcription factor activity, RNA polymerase II-specific. Lineage: Eukaryota; Metazoa; Chordata; Actinopteri; Labriformes; Labridae. Bases 39 to 1289 code for a protein of 416 amino acids.